UCUUCAGGCUUGAAUGUGAACGAUGACAGGAAGGGGACAACUGAGAAAACUACACAUGGAGCCAUCCAGAUCAAGAGCAGGAAUCCAGCUAUACAAGCGGAAACAGAGUCUCAGCACUGUGACCAUGGAUGACGAUGCCAAAUGGUUGGAAUGGGUAACUAAGCAGUUCGAAAACAUUGCUGGCGAGGAUAAGGAGAUUGAUUUGGAAGAAUUCAAGACAGCACUCAAAGUGAAAGAGUCUUUCUUUGCAGAGAGGUUUUUCGCUUUGUUUGACUCUGACGGGAGUGGCAGCAUAAGCCUGGAUGAAUUGUUGAAGGCUCUGAAUCUCCUCACACAUGGGAGUGAAACAGACAAGCUACGAUUCCUUUUCCAAGUCUAUGAUGUAGAUGGCAGUGGCUCCAUUGACCCCGAUGAGUUACGCACAGUCCUCAAGUCCUGCUUGCGUGAAAGUGCCAUCUCGUUGCCCGAGGAGAAGCUGGACGACCUCACUCUCGCUCUCUUUGAAUCUGCUGACAAAGACAACAGUGGCACCAUUACCUUUGAGGAGCUCAAGGAGGAGCUAGAGAGCUUCCCAGAAGUAAUGGAGAACUUAACAAUCAGUGCUGCCAACUGGCUAAAGCCACCAACUGCAGAGAAAUACGCAAGGAAACCCCCACGGUACCUGACACCAGCCUACUGGCAGAAUAACAUUCGCAAGCUGCUCUUCAUGUGUGGCUACAUCCUGGUCAACAUCUUGCUCUUCACAUUUGCGGCUAUGAAUUACAGCCGCUCUGGUGAAUGGUUUAUGCUGGCAAGGGGCUGUGGUCAGUGCCUGAACUUCAACUGUACCUUCGUCGUGGUGCUCAUGCUGCGCCGGUGUCUGACAUGGUUGAGAGCAACCUGGGUAGUGCGUGUCUUGCCACUGGACCAGCACGUUCUCCUGCAUCAGUUGGUGGGAUUUGCCAUAUUUGGAUUGAGUGCCGUUCAUACUGCCGCUCACGUUGUGAACUUUGUGAAAAUGACUCACAGCGAUGGAAGCUACCAGUUGUGGGAAUACCUCUUCACCACAAGGCCAGGGAUUGGAUGGAUCUAUGGAUUGGCAUCCAUUACUGGAAUAAUCUUGCAGUUCUUAAUCAUGUUGAUGUUGAUCUGCUCGAGCACGUUUAUCCGCAGGAGUGGACACUUUGAGCUGUUUUAUUGGACUCAUUUGUGCUAUAUUUGGGUCUGGGGUCUGCUAAUUGUUCACUGCCCUAACUUCUGGAAAUGGUUUGUGGCUGCGGGCUUCUUGUUUCUCAUGGAAAAAAUAGUCGGAAUCACAGUCUCACGUAUUGGCGGGACACAGAUUGUGGAGGUCAACUUGCUACCAUCCAAGGUAACCCAUCUAGUUAUCAAGCGAUCAGCAUUCUUCCAUUACAAGCCGGGAGACUAUGUAUACCUCAACAUCCCAGAGAUUGCCAAGUACGAGUGGCAUCCAUUCACGAUCAGCAGUGCUCCAGAACAACAAGACACCAUUUGGCUUCACAUCAGAUCACUUGGCCAGUGGACCAAUCAACUGUACGAAUACUUCCGCCUCUCUGGAAAAUCAGGCAACGAGCCAAAGAGGUUGACCAAAAACCUGAGGAACAAAAAGCAUCAGAAAUGUAUCCAGGUCUCUACAAAACUGGGUGAGAAUCAUCAAUACUGCAACAUUAAGUGCUACAUUGACGGCCCGUAUGGAACUCCGACUCGGUCCAUCUUUACCUCCGAACACGCUGUGCUGAUUGGAGCUGGCAUAGGUAUCACCCCAUUUGCCUCAAUUUUGCAAAGCAUUAUGUACAGGUAUCGCAUGAGAAAACAGAAUUGUCCUAAUUGUAACUACUCCUGGUGUGAAAGCGUCAAGGAUAAUGAGAUGAGUUUGAGAAAGGUUGACUUUAUCUGGAUCAACAGAGACCAGAAGUCAUUUGAGUGGUUUGUUAGCCUCCUGACUAAACUGGAGAUGGACCAGGCAGAUGAGGAACCUCAAGGCAGAUUUUUGGAGAUGCACAUGUAUAUGACCUCUGCUCUCAGUAAAAAUGACAUGAAGGCUUUAGGUCUACAAAUGGCUCUGGAUCUACUGGCCAAGAAGGAGAAACGCGACUCUAUUACAGGCCUGCGCACCAGAACACAACCAGGUCGACCAGAUUGGAGCAAGGUUUUCCAAAGGGUUGCAGAAGAGAAGAAAGGAAAGGUCCAUGUUUUUUUCUGUGGCUCUCCAGUCCUGGCUAAAACAAUCAAGGCCCAGUGUGAGCAUUUUGGCUUCAAGUUCUACAAAGAAAACUUCCAGUGACAUGUUAUGGUCGUGCAUCAAAAUAGGCUUUCCUCUGGUACCAUGUACUGUGUAGCAGAAUCAGAAUAAGGUUUAAUAUCACUGAUAUGAGAUAUGUUCAUAUGUGGCAGCAGUACAGUGCAAUACAUAAAAAGCUACAAAUUACCAUAAGACCAUAAGAUAUAGGAGCAGAAUUGGGCCAUUUGGCCCAUCGAGUCUGCUCUGCCAUUUCAUCAUGGCUGAUCCAUUUACCUCUCAGCCCCAAUCUCCUGCUUUUUCCCCAUAUCGCUUCAUACCCUGAUUAAUCAA
Messenger RNA from Mobula hypostoma (lesser devil ray), 2572 nucleotides. It is a transcript of the gene nox5, whose product is annotated as NADPH oxidase, EF-hand calcium binding domain 5. The coding region runs from base 23 to 2284 and encodes 753 amino acids. Gene Ontology annotation, molecular function: superoxide-generating NAD(P)H oxidase activity; calcium ion binding. Gene Ontology annotation, cellular component: plasma membrane; NADPH oxidase complex. The transcript is spliced from 17 exons. Gene Ontology annotation, biological process: superoxide anion generation; defense response. Lineage: Eukaryota; Metazoa; Chordata; Chondrichthyes; Myliobatiformes; Myliobatidae. The record is from RefSeq and is a predicted model, not a curated record.